Alligator mississippiensis (American alligator) is the source of this 1091-nucleotide messenger RNA. RefSeq names its product suppressor of cytokine signaling 1 (gene SOCS1). The record is from RefSeq and is a predicted model, not a curated record. Gene Ontology annotation, molecular function: 1-phosphatidylinositol-3-kinase regulator activity. The transcript has 2 exons. NCBI's taxonomy places the organism in Eukaryota, Metazoa, Chordata, Crocodylia, Alligatoridae. Gene Ontology annotation, biological process: phosphatidylinositol phosphate biosynthetic process; intracellular signal transduction. Gene Ontology annotation, cellular component: phosphatidylinositol 3-kinase complex. Bases 175 to 798 code for a protein of 207 amino acids.
GCGCGCCGGCCCCGCACCAGCCAGCGCGCAGCGGCACGGCGGGGAGCAGCUGCGCCCGCGGCUCGGCCCCACGCCUCGCUCCGCGGCGCCCGGGCCCCAAGACUAGCCGCAAAAGCUGUCCUGCCCUGGCCACUGACGCUAUGGAAGACCACAUCAGCUGGUCUAGUCUAUAGGAUGGUAGCUCAGAGUAAGGUGGCAGCAGAUAAUGCAGUUGCAGCAGACCCGAGACGUCUACUUGAGUCUCCAGCACGGGAUCAUCCACAGCCUAGAGUCUACCACGGCUCUGCCCGUCCCAGCACUGUGCAGGCGCAGAGUAACACACACUUUCGAACCUUUCGCUCGCAGGCGGAUUUCAGUAGCAUCACCCGAGCGAGCGCCUUGUUGGAUGCCUGUGGCUUUUAUUGGGGACCUCUGACUGUCAAUGCUGCCCAUGAGAAACUUAAGUCUGAACCUGAGGGCACUUUCCUCCUCAGAGACAGUACACAGAAGAACUGUUUCUUUGCCAUCAGUGUUAAGACUGCUACUGGGCCCACCAGCAUCAGAAUAAACUUCCAGGGUGGAUGUUUCAGCCUGGAUGGCAGUAAGGAGAGUUUUGACUGUCUCUUCAAGCUGUUGGAACAUCAUAUAAACUCCCCUAGGAAACUGCUGGUCACUCCGCUGCGCAAGGUCCGUGUGCGGCCCUUGCAGGAGCUUUGCCGGAAAAGCAUUGUGGCAACGUUUGGAAGAGAGAAUUUAAAUCGUAUCCCUCUCAAUCCAGUUUUAAAGGACUAUCUGAAAUCCUUUCCAUUUCAGAUCUAAGUACAGCAUUACCUGUAUGCAUGCUUUCCGGAGUGAAAGAUGUUUGAGGAAAUCCAGGUUCCUGGGUUUUUAAAUCUGGUCAACAAAAACAGAACUUAUUUUUGUAGCAAUAUACUAUACCUGGAAAUGGAACUUGAACACUUAACUUACUUUGUUUACACAAACUGUUUGCACAAACCUGGGGUUUCUAAACCCUGGCAUAAUCCUUCUGCUGGGCAGAAUAUAAUAUUAUUUUAUAAUAUUUUUAAUGAAAGUAAUGUAAUAAACUUUAUUGUGAAAGUUUUUGAAAAUAA